GAGCAGUCACGUGACUUCACCUAACCAGGAAGAUAAGUUGAGCUGAGGAUUGAGGAAGAAGAUAUUAAACAUGUCUCUGUGAGCGUGUGAGAGCACACAGAAGAGAGAACAAGGAGAACAUCCGAGGAAGAGGCUGCAGCUCACACAACAGGCAGAACAAAAACUUUCACAGUAUUUGACCUGUUACAGAAUCAAAAAGAUUUGCAGGGACUUACAGUGAUGGGGUCCUCAGCAGUGUCGGGGCUCUUCCUCCUGCUCCUGGUCUCCGUGUCCUACGGUCUGGAUAAUGGGCUGGCGAGGACUCCUCCGAUGGGCUGGAUGGCGUGGGAGCGAUUCCGCUGUGACACAGACUGCAGACACGACCCGCAGAACUGCAUCAGUGAGGCGCUAUUCAGAGACAUGGCCGACCGUCUGUCUGAGGACGGAUGGAGGGAGCUGGGAUACGAGUACCUGAUCAUCGACGACUGCUGGAUGUCGAAGCGGAGGGACGAGGAGGGGAGGCUGCAGUCUGACCCGUCCAGGUUCCCCGGAGGCAUUGCCAAACUGGCGAGGUACGUCCAUGACCGCGGGCUGAAGCUGGGGAUCUAUGCCGACAUGGGCUCGCACACCUGCAUGGGAUUCCCGGGAACACCUCUGCAUAAGAUCCGGAUCGACGCUCAGACCUUUGCCAGCUGGGGGGUCGACUACCUGAAGUUCGACGGCUGUUACUCCAACCCUGUGGAGCAGAUGUUCGGUUACCCCAUGAUGUCUGCAGCUCUGAAUGCUACAGGUAGACCCAUGGUUUACUCCUGCAGCUGGCCUGCUUACCUGGGAGGACUCCCGCCUAAUGUGAACUACUCUCUGCUGGGGGAAAUCUGUCACCUGUGGAGGAACUACGAUGACAUCGAGGACUCGUGGGACAGCGUGCAGGACAUUAUCCAGUGGUUCUCUGAUAACCAGGACGACCUGCAGCCGGCUGCUGGACCUGGACGAUGGAAUGACCCGGACAUGCUGAUCAUCGGUAACUUUGGUCUCAGUGUGGACCAGGCUCGCUCUCAGAUGGCUCUGUGGGCCGUCAUGGCGUCUCCUCUCAUCAUGUCCAACGACCUCAGGAACCUGGACCCCAACAUGAGGGCGGUCCUGCAGAACAAGGUGGCCAUCGGCAUCAAUCAGGACCCAAUGGGCUUCCAGGGGCGCCGCCUGCUGCAGAAGAAGAGUGGGAUCGACGUGUACUGGAGGCCACUCUCUAACUCUUGCAGUGCUCUGGUGUUCCUGAGUCGGAGGACAGACAUGCCUUACCUGUACCACAGCUAUCUGUCCAAACUCAAUUAUGAAGCUGGAAGCUAUCAGGUCUACGAUGUGUUCUCGGGCUCCACCCUGACCGGUCUGAACUCCACCUCAAAGUUCACCGUCUCCAUCAACCCUUCAGGUGUGGUCAUGUGGUACGUCUCACCUGAAGAGCCGUCCACACAAACCAGGUCAGACCCGGCCCCCCACAGAGACCCGGAGUUCAGAGUGCACAGAUCUUCUAUUGGACGUCUCACUGUGUUAUAAACUGACUGACUGAAAACAGACCGUGUGUUUAUCAUUUUAAUCACUGACUGAAGACGAGCGCACUGCUGUGUGUUCUCCAGAAACAAAACCUCACUGAUGUCUUUUAUAAACUGUAAUUAAUUAUUCAUUUCUAAUAAAUAAA
Messenger RNA from Labrus mixtus (cuckoo wrasse), 1675 nucleotides. RefSeq names its product alpha-N-acetylgalactosaminidase-like. Gene Ontology annotation, biological process: glycosylceramide catabolic process; glycoside catabolic process; oligosaccharide metabolic process. The record is from RefSeq and is a predicted model, not a curated record. Gene Ontology annotation, molecular function: alpha-galactosidase activity. The transcript has 9 exons. Gene Ontology annotation, cellular component: cytoplasm. Bases 220 to 1533 code for a protein of 437 amino acids. Lineage: Eukaryota; Metazoa; Chordata; Actinopteri; Labriformes; Labridae.